GUUAGUAAACUUUGACCCGAAAAGAGCAUUUUUAUGAGGAAACUAAAUGAUGCAAAAAUAAUACUUUGGGGGCUGAAAUUUAGAUCCUUUCAAUAGUAGCCUAUAUCACAAUACCUUGAAAACAAACCUCAAAACACUUUCCUAAGUUCGUCUGAAUUAGGGAGUUUGUGUCGUGGGCGAAUUUUAGGUGAUUUCAUUACAGUAUACCGAUACUUUUUGUUCUUUUUGAAAGGGACACCGAUUCAAGCUUCAUGCCUCGUGGGUUAUCUCUCCGAACCUUUCGUUAAACACCACUCAAAUUAAGAAACAAAUACUCCGUGAAUUAUGUUUUCACAGGUGCAUUGAUUUUAGGUGUUGCAGUUAAGAUGGAAGUGCCUGUAGAAUUUGUGAGCCAUGACCAGACAAAGACAGAGAUUCAGAUGCUUGGUUACAGCUACUCGCAUCUGGACAAGAAUGGACGGCUUUCGGAGAAGAGAACCUGUUUUCUGACAAUUCUUUACGCCAGUCCAGACUUCAUUGACAACCGCAGACUGAGACAGGACAGGCGGUUAUAUUUUAGCUACUUCCGUAUUAAGCUAAAUACCCCACUGAUAGAUCCAAGGAGUUUGUUAUACAAGAAAAUCUGGCUGGAGGAAGAACUGGUGCAUGUUGGAAACACGUCCUUCAUCAUAAACUCCUUAUUAAAAAGCCCUGACCGACGAAACACAUUGGCCAUUGCUAAAUCUUUGUCCGUCAUAGUGGACAAGGAGACACACAAGAAAAGGCAGCUGCCCUCGUGGUUUAAAGAAAAGUUUGGCCACAUUAAACAAGAGCCUGUAAAGUUUGAGAUACCAGAAGUGCCGCGGCACUGGAACUGCAAGGUCAAGAUUUCCCACAAUGAUAUCGACCUGAAUAAGCAUGCUAACUUCUCAGCCUAUAUCAGCUACUGCCAGGAUGCUGUGUAUAAACAUCAGGUACAGCAGUCGAAUUUAUCAUGGUUUAACAGACUUGGUGUAGAAGAGGUUGAGCAGAGUUAUCUGGGUGAGGCCAUGGAGGGUGAGGAACUAAGCCUGUAUGUACAGCAGACGUCUAGCCCAGGGGCCGUCUUCCUUGUUAGUGUGGAGAAAGACGGGGUGAUUAUUGUUAAGACCAGAUUAGUAUAUACAUCUGCUUUAUCACCUGGUCUUACUUCACAGCUGUAAACUCACAUGUCCAAGAAAAUAUGUUUUUUUCGAAAAAAUGGUAAAUGACCUGAAAUGUGGUCAAUUUUAUUUUAUUUAUUUAUUUUCUUGAUUCAAGUUUUACGCCAAACUCGAGAAUAUUUCACUUAAGUGACAAUGGCCAGCAUUAUGGUGGGAUUCAACAGGGAAACCUACAAUGAUACGCAGGUUGCUGCAAGACCUUCCCAUGUACGACCGGAGAUGAAGCCAGGUAACAUGAGCCGGACUUGAACUCGCACAUCAUAAUAUAUGGCAUUUAUUUGCCUUGAUACAUUUUUUAGGAGGCUGGGGCAACAUUUUGGGUUAUUUACCUUUAUUGUCUUUUCUUGAAAUCCAUCAUAACUCUGGAGUGAAAUUUAUGUAAUGUAAAAUUACAAUUCUGAGUGUCUCCGAUUUGCACCUUGUAAAACAAACUCAUGUUCAUGUCAGUCCGUAUUACUUUGAAGGAUAUCCAUGUUGUGAAGCAGGGUUUGGCAUUGCAUGAACUGCCUCAUACCUCAUUGAUGUACUCAGCGGAGCAUAACAAUUUGGAACAUUGUCCCUAUAUCCAGUGGGUUACCUGGCAGCAGAUUUAUUGUGAUUCGUCAGCAGGGAUAGAAAUAUGGCGUUAGUACCAGUAUAAGUGCACUAAUACGAAUUAUUAGCACAUGGACAAUGUGCAGAAAAAAAAAGAUUGUUUUAAUAUUAUAAAAUUCAUGCUCACCAUAAACCUAUGGAGAGUGCUGUGUUUUCUUCAUUAGAGCAUUGGUUUACAUAGAGAUUUCUUAAUUUUCCUAGUAUAGAUAUGCCCAAAGUCUGAGAUGGUGUGUUUCUCAGUGCAGGGAGACUAGAGUCAAAUGUACUGUGUGAACGCAACUUUAUUUCUUAAAUUCAUCCUUGAUCGGAGAGUAUUUAAAGGUUUAUUGGAUUUCUUUGUGGUAAAACCAAAGAGGAUUACAUAUACUAAUGUAGAUGUAUAUGAGAAGUCAUGUUACCAAUUUUGCCUUGUUAUCCUAGAGAACUAAAAUUUAAACUUGAAGAGAUAGUUAAGGGUAUUAAUAUAGCACACCUAUGUACAGGAUACAAUCUAUUUGUUUAAUUGAGCAAAGUUUUAUGCUGUACUCAGGAAUAUUUCACUUGUACAACAACAGCCAGGAUUAUGGCGAGAGGAAACCUGUGACCAUCUGCAGGUUGCUGAUAGGCCAACCUGAGAGGAAGCUAGCUCGACUUGAAAUUUGAUGGUACAAUCUGUGGAAACUGUCUAGUAUUAAAGUCUUUAGGAUUUUUAAAGACAUAAUUUAUGAAAGUCACAUAU
This is a messenger RNA of Liolophura sinensis, 2493 nucleotides long. RefSeq lists its product as uncharacterized. The record is from RefSeq and is a predicted model, not a curated record. Bases 366 to 1181 code for a protein of 271 amino acids. The transcript has 2 exons. NCBI's taxonomy places the organism in Eukaryota, Metazoa, Mollusca, Polyplacophora, Chitonida, Chitonidae.